This is a messenger RNA of Rasamsonia emersonii CBS 393.64, 1194 nucleotides long. RefSeq lists its product as uncharacterized. Gene Ontology annotation, cellular component: mitochondrion. Bases 1 to 1194 code for a protein of 397 amino acids. The record is from RefSeq and is a predicted model, not a curated record. Lineage: Eukaryota; Fungi; Ascomycota; Eurotiomycetes; Eurotiales; Trichocomaceae. The transcript has 4 exons.
AUGUUGAGGGUCCCUCGGUUCCAGUCCUUUGCAUGGCAAGGACUGCGCUCACUAGGCUGUGCCUCUGGUAUCUAUAGGAGUUUCUCCUACUCAACUUUCAGGAACAGCCACCAAUUCAGCCAGAUCCCUUCGCAGAGUCCCGACCAUCAAUCUCAAUAUGAGCGCUUCUUCCGCUACAGCAGCGGCUGCUGGCUCUGGGACGAGGAAGAACAGAUGCGUCUGCGCUACGCGCCCUUCGACGUGCAACGACUCCAGCAUCUGGCCGCUGCCGCCGUCGGGGCGCGCACAUGUAUCGCCAUGGCCAAGACGGCCGAGGGCGACUACAGCAAGAGCUUCCGUCUGACCAUGGACAAUGGCGCGACGGUCAUCGCAAAGAUAUCGCGUCCAUUCGAGGCGCCAGAAUACUACACGACGGCGUCGGAAGUAGCCACUAUGGACUUUGUACGGUCCGUGCUGAACAUCCCUACUCCGCACGUCUAUGCCUGGAGUGCGGACAGCGCGAAUUCCGUCGGGGUGGAAUAUAUCCUCAUGGCGGAGCUCGAAGGGUCGCCACUGGAAGAGAUUUGGGACCAGCUGCCGCUGGAGGAAAGGAUUCCCAUUCUCGAUGACCUUGUCGCUGUGGAGAAAAAGUUAUCUUCGGUGUUCUUCAACCGAUACGGGAGUAUAUACUUUGCCAGCGAUAAUGUUCCCGGAGCAGUACCUGCUGAGAUCACCGGUGACGUGCCGGCAGAAGCCAAAGACCAAUUCAUGCAGCGAUAUUCCAUCGGCCCAGUUACUGACACGGAUUUCUGGCGGAAAGAACGCGCUGCCAUGGAGACGGAUCGUGGGCCAUGGAAACAUCCCCUCGAAUACCUUCUCGCACUAGCCUCGUGCCAGGAGCAAUGGAUAGUACGUCAUGCGAGCGCAAACACCCCCAGCAAUGUGUGCGCAUAUUCCGCCGCGCAGUAUUCCCCCGCUGCUCAUCUUUCUCUGCUGCAAAAGUUCCGCCCAUACCUUCUCCCGGAUGAACCCGCCACUACUACUGCGCCCAUGAUCUGGCACACAGGCAUCCACCCAGGCAACUUUUUCGUCAAAGACGGCCGCAUCACCGGCAUCACAAACUGGCACGAAGUGUGGGCGCGGCCAUUGAUCCUGCAGUCAUCCACCCCGCGUGGUGCAGUUCUACGGGGAGAGGAUCUCCGAACUGCCGCCUAA